GCCCGUUUCAACUUGCCUAUGCCCGAUCAAUCCUAGCUAAACUUUUGUAAAUUAUUUUCCUCAACGGCUGCCUGUCGCCUGUGAGUUCACUGACUGCAGGGAUAAGAAGCAUUCUUAUCGCUGCACAACCAGUCGCUCAAUAAAGCAACUGGAGAAGAGUCAAGACGGUAGAGAGAUUCUUUAUGCCCAUCCUGGAAAGUUAGAUGAUCAUGUGAGCUGUAAAACAGUAGCGUUCCGCUGCUGUCACCUGAUUGUUAUUGUAUCGGACGGUGGCGGAGUGUGUAAAUUGAAGUUGCUUGGGAACUGCGGUGGUCAUGGAGCCCCUCUCGAUUGCGGAGAUCGCUGGGAAACGGAAAGCUGGAGACGCUGGUGACACUCCAGCCAAGAGUGUCUGCAUCAAGCCCGAUCCAGGUAGUGGCAUUAGCGCGAGCGUCAGCGGCCAGGAACUCGCGCAGCGUGCGCCCCCGCAGUUGGUAGCCGUGUUGACGGGGACGUUUGUGCUGUACAGUCCGCGGACGAAGGUGGAGGCCUUAGCGUUGCCGUGUCACCGUCAGGUCCACGAGUGUCGCGUUCUCCUGCCGCGGCACAUCGAUCCCUGGGCGGCGCACCUCGUCCUGCUGGCCACCCUCCAUCCCCGUCUGCCGCUGGAUGCCAGCGUCCAGGACAAGGGUGUUGGCAGCACCGCUAGCCAGCUACAGGCCGCGGCGGCCUUCUUCAAAAUCCCCUUGCCUGUCACAUUGCAGGAGCAGGAUAGAGCCGACAAAGCGCCAAAAGAAACCGUGACCAAGGCGUGUCAGACCGUCCAGCUGGCAAUCAAGACCAUACAGACACCGGCACAAUCGCACGGAGCUGCCCAGCCGACGGCCAACGCGCCGUCUCCACCCGACUCGGUCAGCAAAGCGCCCAGAAACCCCGGCCGAAGCAGGUCGCCACUCGCCGAUCCUGCUAUGGCUUACGCGCAUUUGUCCUUAGUGGAAGUGCUGGCGUUGAUCCGGCAAGAUUUCCUGCCGGUCACCUCGGAAAUGGAGGUGUAUCAGAGAGUAAUGAACUGGUGCCACGUUCACUACCCAGCGCGCUGGACGGCGGAGAACUUCCACGCUGUAGCACCGGAGAUCCGCUGGGAUCUGCUGCCUGAUGUUCUGCCUGUGGCCAUCCUCACCGCCGCCGGACCACUGCGCGACGUCCUCCUGGAGCUCCAGGCGCACCUCUUCCCGCCGGGCCUCGCCUGUCUGACCGCCGCGCCACGGGAACGCCACUUUACCGAGGUGGCCUGCCUGUUCUUCACCGACCGUCAUACCGCUAGCCUGCGUCUGUACGACGCCCGUCAUAACAAACUGUACCCCGUCAAACUGCCGAUGGAGCUGCAGACGUGGAACAGGUGGAAGGAGAUGGGCCCGGUGGUCAACAACCGGGUGUGGUUCCGCAUCGAGCACGGCACGCAGCUCCGAACGUAUGCCUGGAGUACUGGCGGUGAUGGUGGCGAAAAUGCGACAAUGGAGUUUAUCGGUGAGGAGCCGCUGGCGGGUGCGGUCUCGCCGCUGGUCAGUCUCGACGGUCUGGUGUACGGCUGGACCACCAGCGCCAUGAAUAACACGAGCUACUCGCUGAAUCCCGAAUCCCCGCUCUUCCGCCAUAGUAUCCGCAAUCCCAGACGCAUUAGAAAAGACGCGGCAUUCGACGUGUGGAACCGGUAUUUCUAUCUGUGCGGUGGGUAUCCCGUGAAGGGCCGCAACCGCGACAUCCUGGCCACCGUCGAAGCGUACGACGCCGCCACUGACCAGUGGCGACAUCUACCGGUGAUGUCGCAGUCACGCUGCAGCUUCGCCGCCAAAGUCCUCAACGGCUACCUGUACGUGACGGGCGGCGUGGGAGACCUCCCGGCAGCAGGAGCGAGGGUUCUCGGCAGCUGCGAGCGGCUGCAGUUGGGCGUGGCCGGCGCCCAGUGGCAGUCGGUGGCUGGCCUAGGAUUUCCGCGCUACGGACACUGUAUGUUCGUCUUGCAUGGCAAGCUGUAUGUCUGCGGAGGGUGCAACCGCGACGGGAUGCCGCUGACCGCGAUGGAGGAGUACGAUGCGGCGGUGAAUCUAUGGAGUGCUAUGCUACCGGCCGAGCGACCCGGGGUGCGGUAUGCCCCGGUGUCGGCUUGCGUGACGCUCACUGUUUCCUUUAAAAUGUUGCGUUAAUGAAGGACAUUUUACGCUUUUUAUUGUUUCUGUUAUUUUUGAUUAGUGCAUUGCUCUGUUUUAUUUUAUGAAAUUCGUUGUGCACCUGUUUUUGCAGUACAUUGUCUAGAUAGUUUCGCGCAGUUGGACAGUGGGAAUAUUUGAGUGUGUAUGUCCCAAAAUGAUGCACUGUACUAAUUCACUUUAAAACUUACACAACCAAUGUUAUUUUCAAUGAAAACUUAUGGGACCAAUACGGAAGGAAUGCAUCGAGGAAUUGUGUUUGAUAAAUUUACUGUG
Paramacrobiotus metropolitanus is the source of this 2462-nucleotide messenger RNA. RefSeq names its product kelch-like protein 3. The record is from RefSeq and is a predicted model, not a curated record. The coding region runs from base 315 to 2183 and encodes 622 amino acids. The transcript is spliced from 6 exons. NCBI's taxonomy places the organism in Eukaryota, Metazoa, Tardigrada, Eutardigrada, Parachela, Macrobiotidae. Gene Ontology annotation, molecular function: protein binding.